Molecule: messenger RNA, 5050 nt
Organism: Hemibagrus wyckioides
Lineage: Eukaryota; Metazoa; Chordata; Actinopteri; Siluriformes; Bagridae
Product: L-fucose kinase
Exons: 23
Coding region: 57-3311 (1084 amino acids)
Biological process (GO): GDP-L-fucose salvage
Molecular function (GO): fucokinase activity; ATP binding
Source: RefSeq, a predicted model, not a curated record
AGUUGGAGUGUUUGGAGUAAAUUCCACGUUGAUGUGUUGUGGUAUUGUUUUUCGGUAUGACAGCUGGACGUGUUUUUAACUGGACUGUUGUUGUGCUCACUUGUCAGCACAAAGACAGCGUUUAUGCUUUCCAGAGAGAGUUGGAGUUACGGCAGCAGCGUGGGAUUCUGCCCCAAGGAGCACUGCUGCUCACUGUCCCUGACCCACAGGAGCAUGUAGGCAGUGGAGGAGCGACUCUCAACGCGCUGCUGGUGGCAGCAGAGCAUCUCAGCGCCAGAGCCGGAUAUACAGUGGUGACUGCAGACGUCUUGUAUGAUGCUCGCAUUCUCAUUUUGCACACGGGGAGAGAUUUUCCCUGGGAUGGCUGCAGUAGGGCUUUCUGUUGGAUGCCUGUUAGUGCAGCUGAACAAAGUGUUGAGGGACCAGUUUGCUGCUUAGAUCUGUUACUGAACUGCCUUUCAGCUAAGGUGUGUGUUGGCUCUCCACCAGGAGUUUGGGUGUGUAGUACAGAUAUGAUCCUGAGCAUCUCUACAAUGCCGGCUGUGCUGUGGGAGGACUUCACUGGUGUGAGGGCUGUGUCCAUACCUGGUGACGUGUCUUUUGCUGUUAACCAUGGAGUCUACCUCACAGACACACAGGGUGGAGUGUGUGAUAUUAUCUACCGGGGUUCAGAGGAGAAGAUCCGCUCUGCUGUAUUGCCUGAUGGGAAAGUUCCUCUGGUGUCAGGACCUGUGUUUUUCUCCAGCUCUGUAUCUGAGAGACUUUUACAAACUCAUGUGACUCCACCACUGGAUGGCUGCACUUACCUGGGCCUGGACUCUGGAGCGCUACCUCUACAGAUCUCUCUCUUUCUGGAUAUCCUGAUGUGCCUUUGCUCAGACCUGACUGAAACAGAGUUUGUAAAUGGAGUGAGAGCAGGUUGCAGUUCACCGACGGGUCCACAAGGGGAGGCAGUGAAGAGCGCUCGCUCUGUGCUGUGGAGGACUUUGCGAGGCGUUCCACUUUUUCUGGUACACGCUUCAGACGGACACUACGAUUACCUGACUCUAUCUGGCAGGGAACAUAUUGUGCGUCUGACAGAGGCAGGAUCAGAGACAGAGAUUCUUUCUCACGUACAGGAGUUGCAGUGUGUGAGCAAGGGCAGUAGGAUCAUUAAUAGUGUCCUGGAAGGAGAGGUGCAUGUUGCAGCAAGGGCUGUUGUGCAACACUGCCACUUACAGGGUCCAAUUCAAGUGAAUUCUGGGUGCCUUCUUUCCGGACUGGAUCAGACCGUGUCGGAUCAACUACGGCACCUGCCUCUGACCAGCAACAUCAUUGUGCAGGGGCACAGGGUGAAUGUGGGGGAGCUGAAAUUGACCGUGUUUACAGUGUUUGGGGCGUAUGAUAGUUUGGAGGCCCAGAGUGACGAUGAUGCUGCUUCAUUCCUGAAUCAAACGUGGAGUCGCUUUUUUAGCAGCACUGGAGUACAGCGAGAGGAUUUGUGGGGAGCAUCGAGUGAAGCAGCUCAGACUCUGCUGGACGCUCGCUUGUUUAUGGCUUUUAUGCCAAAGGGAGGCACAACAGGGCUAGACGGUGUUCGCUUCCUACUGGGAGGCUCUGGGAGUAUAGAGAGCUGGAGAUCAGCAUGGAGGCUCUCUCUGAGGGAGGUGCUGUCUCUCACCGACCAGCACCGUGAACUGCAGUGGAGAGACAAGCUGCUGUUUAGCGCCGGACGGAGAAGAGCGGCAGAGACACUGAAGAGCCACGCAGCCCACAACCUUCUGCCAUGUAUGAGGGCAGCAGUGCUGGGAGGCAAGCAGACCGAACUACUGAACACACUCGACUCCGUGGCUGCAGGGAGUCUUGGUGAUCUAGGAGUAGCUGCACGCACAUUGGCAUGCAUCGCUGAUGUUCUUGGUUGCAUGGCUGGUGAGGGAAAAGGAGGUUUGAGGAGUGGCCCUGCUGCUAAUCCAGCCUGGGCUACUGCUUUCAGCCUGCUGGAGCAGGGCAAGCUAGAGGCCGGUGUCCUGGAACUGGCCAAGCAGAGAACCCACUGGCUCAACAGACCUGACCUGCUGGUACGAGCUGCCAGACACUACGAGGGAGCAGGACAGAUCCUUCUCAGAAAAGCGGUGAUGUCCGCACGGCAGUUUGUGUUCAUUGGCCAAGGCGAGAUGCCACCAAUGGGAGAGUGGCAGGAAGUGGAGUGUCCAGCUAGACUGGAUCUCUCAGGUGGUUGGAGCGACACUCCCCCAAUUGCGUUUGAGCAUGGAGGCGUGGUGAUAAAUGUGUCUGUGAAAGUGGAUGGAAAACGACCCAUCGGAGCCCGAGUGCGCCGCAUUCCAGAACCUCGACUGGUGUUGGUGAGCCGCAGCGGCCCUCCGGACUGCAGCAUGACUACACAAACAGUGUGUAACGACCUCACUGACCUGGAGGACCACUGCCAGCCCCAUGCACCCGGUGCUUUGUUAAAGGCGGUGUGUGUGUGCAGCGAUGUAGUGUGUUUAACAUCUCCUUUGUCUCUGGAGCAGCAGCUGAUGCAGUGCUGGGGAGGAGGACUGGAGCUGCACAGCUGGUCUGAGCUGCCUCAUGGCUCAGGACUCGGUACAAGCAGUAUCCUGGCAGGUGCGAUUCUGGCUGCGGUGUACAGAUGCACUGGCCGGAGCUAUGACACCGGUUCUCUUAUCCAUGCAGUACUACACCUGGAGCAGAUCCUCACCACAGGUGGAGGGUGGCAGGACCAGGUGGGAGGGCUGGUAGGUGGAGUGAAGGUGGCGCGGUCCCAUCUCACACUACCCCUUAAAGUGGAAGUGGAGCAACUCAUUCUUCCUCCAGAUUUCCUCACUGCACUGCAACAGCGUCUCCUGCUGAUCUAUACGGGCAAGACACGGCUAGCACGCAACCUGCUACAGGAUGUGGUGCGGAAUUGGUACAGUCGUCUGCCUUCGAUUGUGCAGAACGCAGAGCAGCUGGUGAGCAAUGCUGAGGAGUGUGCACGGGCCUGCACAGAGGGGUCUCUUAGCAAACUAGGGGACUGCAUGAACCGCUACUGGCAGCAGAAGAAAGCGAUGGCUCCAGGAUGUGAACCAGCUGCGGUGAGAACCAUGAUGGAUGCCCUUCAACAUAUAUCCUUAGGCCAAAGCCUGGCGGGGGCAGGAGGGGGUGGCUUCCUGUUCGUACUCACACGGCACGCAAAGCAGGAGGAGAAUGUACGACAGAUCCUCAAGAGUACACAGGGUCUCUGUGACUUCAGUGUGCACUCGGUGCAGAUCGACAUGGAAGGAAUUACAGUGGUACAUCAGAGCACAGGUGAUGUCCAGUGUCCCAGUUAAACUACACCAACACCAUGAAGAUGAAGAUGAAGCAUGAAACAUAGUUCAGUAAUUAAAAAUGUAUACAGAUCUGUAUGUAGGUGAAAGGAAGACCAAGCAGCUGUUUAGGUGUGAGGCUUCACCCACUGUUCAGCAUGUUUGCACAGACAUAACCUACACACACAUACACACACACAUUUACAUUUCUGGCAUUUGGCAGACGCUCUUAUCCAGAGCGACAUACAAAAGUGCAAAAGUCUCUAUCAUUGAAAACAUUAACACUGGUUCAAUAGGUUACAGACUUAGGAUACCAUUAGCCUAAAAUUGGAUGUUUUUUUAUUUUAUUUUAUUAAUUUUUAUUUUUUAUUUUUUAUUAAACAUAUAACAAUACAUAAACAGGGAAAGAUAAGAGCUAGUUUAAGUGCUUCAGAAAAAGGUAGGUCUUAAGACGUCGUUUGAAGAUAGUCAGAGACUCUGCUGUAUGGACAUCUAGGGGAAGUUCAUUUCACCACCUCGGUGCCAAAACAGAGAAGAGUCUAGAUGAAUACCUACCUUUUGCCAGGAGAGAUGGUGAGACCAGUCGGGCAGUGCUAGUGGAUCGGAGGGAGUGAGGUGCAGUGUGAGGAGUAAUAAGAUCUUUGAGGGAAGAUGGUGUUGGUCCAUUCUUGGCUUUGUAGGCAAGUAUCAGUGCUUUGAAUAUGAUGCGUGCAGCUACCAGAAGCCAGUGGAGGGAACGCAGCAGUGGGGUGGUGUGGGAGAACUUAGGCAGGUUGAAAACAAGCUGCAUUUUGGAUCAUUUGCAGUGGAUGAAUUGCAUUCAGAGGAAGACCUGCCACACACACACUCACAAUGACAGAAACCAUUAGAGAACUGGAGAGCAAUGGAAUGAGACUUUCGGUUAAAAGAAAAACUUGGUGCUUAACAUUAAUUCACACUUCAACCGUGUCUCUUAAAUUAAUCAGUGAUUACAUCUUUGAAUGCAUAAAACAGAUAGACAGACUGCAGUUCAUUAUAAAAGCAAAAAUUAUGGAUUUUACUAUACCGUUUGUGUCAUUGUUCAGUCCCUCCAGGAUUUAAAGAGUUUUUUGUGAUUGUUGCAGCCAAAAAUGCUUGAUUUUCCUGCAACCUUUUUGUUCUACAAGUCCUACAAGUGAGACACGCUGUAUGUGAGGUCGCUGGCUGAAUGCGUGUCGUGAUGAUGUCACUCAACAUGUCUCGACCCGAAUCCUGGAGUUUGCUUGAAUUUCUGUGAUUUCAAAAUCGUAAAAUCCUGGAAGGACUGACUAUAAAUGAAAAUAGAGUUGAUAGUAGCUGAUUUUCCCACUCUGGGUUUAUGGUUCUCUUAAUUUCCUACUAUAAUAAUGGAGACUAGCUUUCUUUAAAAUCUGUAAAUUCUAUGAUAGUCAACAAGAUGUUUUUUUUUCUGUGCUGGAUUAGAUCCUUUAUCGAGCCAGCAGGAUGUUUGGGUGUAUGUUUGACUCUAAACUCUCUCAUCAUUAAUAUGAGAGAAAUUAAUACAUAUCUGGAUGGAAAUAAUCAUUGUGACAUAAGAUAAGAUUAUUGAAACAAUGCCAUGGCGAAUGUUUGUCAUAAUCAAAGCAAAAGGUGGUCCAACUAAAUAUUAGUGUAUAUAUUGUAAAUAUAUGGAAAUAACUCAAAUUUUGUAUGUUUCAUUUUUAAUCCACUUCUCUCUCUCUCUCUCUCUAUAUAUAUAUACACUGUAUAUAAAACUCUACUACUAAAUAAAGUGUUUAGUAUAA